CGUCUUCUUCCCCCGUUCUUCACCUCCAUACCUAUCCUAUCCAUACCUAUCCAAACCACCAACAAUCUCCAAGUCGCAUUGCUGAUUACAAGACGGCGACACGACCUUCCACAUCCGCACACACACACACACACACACACACCCAAGACCCGCAACCGACACUAGGGCGGGAUUCUGUUUAGCGCGACCGCGGUCUCGGCAAUCCGUGCAUCUCCUCCCCCAUUUCUCGAUAAAGACCGGCUUCCUCCCUGGCAGCGACCCCUCCCGACCAAUAGAGAAAACCACGCUCUCGAGCUCUACCUAUCUAACUCCUAAUAUCAUCGCCCAUCAUGGUCAUCCCAACGUUGACGCCAGUCCCCAAGCUGGUCGCCAAGCCCCCCUAUACUCUCGAUGUCCCAGGCCAGACGCCCGUCGAGGGCGAGACUCCUGUUCGUCGCAUUCCCCUCGCCAUCGACGGUCUGCAUGCCAUACCCCCAAACAGGCGAUGGGGCGAGAAUGAGGCCAUCGGUGAGGAAAUCGAUACCGUCUACAAACUCGUCAAGUGGGCUGCCCUCGCACAUGGCGAGUCCCAGUGUAUGGGCUCCCGCAAGCUUGUAAACACGCAUGUUGAGACCAAGAAGGUCAAGAAGAUGGUGGAUGGUGAGGAGCGCGAGGUGGACAAGAACUGGACCUACUUCGAGCUCGGCCACUACGAGUUCAUUACCUUCAAGGACUACGAGCAGCUCACGCUUGACGUUGGCGCUGGUCUGCGCGCCAUCGGCCUCAACAAGGGCGACCGUGUCCACAUCUUUGCCGCGACAAGCCAGAACUGGCUCGCCAUGUCUCAUGGUUCCGCGACCCAGUCCAUGCCCAUCGUGACUGCCUACGACACACUCGGCGCCGAAGGUCUCAAGUACUCCAUGGUCGCUACCAAUGCCAAGGCCAUCUUCCUCGACCCCCAUCUUCUCCCUACCCUCAACGGCGUUCUUGAGCAUGCCAAGGGCAUCACACACGUCAUCUGGAACAACCAGAACAAGGUCAAGGAAGCCCACAUUGAGGCUCUCAGGAACGAGCGCGGUGUUACUGUCUUGAGCUUCGAUGAGCUUGUCCAGCUCGGCAAGCAGAACCCCGUCGCGCCCGUCGCGCCCGCCCCUGAGGAUCUCUGCUGCAUCAUGUACACCUCCGGUUCUACCGGUACCCCCAAGGGUGUCCCCCUGAAGCACAGCAACGUCGUCGCUGCGGUCGCUGGUGUCUGCCCCGUAGUCCAGCCCUUCGUUGGCCCCGGUGACCGCCUCCUGACCUACCUUCCCCUCGCUCACAUUCUCGAAUUCGUUUUCGAGAACGCCUCCCUCUACUGGGGUUCAACCAUGGGUUAUGGUAACCCCAAGACCCUCUCCGACACCUCCGUCCGCAACUGCCUCGGCGAUAUCCGCGAGUUUCAACCCAGCGUUUUGGUUGGUGUGCCCGCCGUCUGGGAAACCGUCAAAAAGGGCAUUCUCGCCAAGGUCAACGCUGGCAGCCCUCUCCUCCGCAACCUUUUCUGGGGCGCACUUGCUCUCAAGGAGAAGCUUAUGGGCCUUGGUCUUCCUGGAAGUGGUCUUUUGGACGCCAUUGUGUUCAAGAAGAUCAAGGAUGCCACUGGUGGUCGCAUGAAGCUUUGCUUGAACGGUGGUGGCCCUGUCGCCAAGGAUACCCAGAAGUUCAUCUCCAUGGCCAUCUGCCCCAUGAUUAUCGGCUAUGGUCUUACCGAGACGACCGCUAUGGGUACCCUCCAGAACCCCAAUGAGUGGACUGCUGAGUCCAUUGGCGCCAUGCCCGCCUCGAUCGAGGCCAAGCUCGUCGACUUCGCCGACGCCGGUUACUUCGCCACUAACAAGCCCAACCCCCAGGGUGAAAUCUGGCUCCGUGGCCCCUCUGUGCUCUCCGAAUACUAUGAGAACCCCGAGGAGACCGCUGCCGCUGUGACCGCGGACGGCUGGUUCAAGACCGGCGACAUCGGCGAGUGGGACCAGAACGGCCAUCUCAAGAUCAUUGACCGCAAGAAGAACCUCGUCAAGACUCUCAACGGCGAGUACAUUGCUCUUGAGAAGCUCGAGUCCAUCUACCGCUCCGCCGCCGUCGUCGCCAAUAUUUGCGUCUAUGCCGACCAGGAUCGUUCCAAGCCCAUCGCCAUCAUCGUUCCCGCGGAACCCGCCCUUAAGAAGCUCGCCUCUUCGAGUGGUGUCAAGGGUGACAGCUUGGAGGAGCUCGUACACAACAAGAAGCUCCAGGCUGCCGUUCUCAAGGAGCUCCAGAACGCCGGUCGUGCCGGCGGCCUUUCUGGCAUUGAGAUUAUCGAGGGUGUCGUCAUGUCGGAUGAGGAGUGGACCCCCCAGAACGGUCUUGUAACGGCCGCCCAGAAGCUCAACCGCAAGGGCAUUCUCAACAAGUACAAGAAGGAGGUUGAUGAGGCUUAUGGCCCCAAGCAGUAGGAGUUCUGUUGCCACCUACCUGAUCUCUCUUGUUGUAUAUGAAAAAGUACACCCUUGUUUUUGUUGUUCAUGUCUAUGUCUAUGCGUGUCUCGGGGCGCGAAUUAUGUUUCCACUAUACCACUCCUAGUUAUUUAUGUUACGUUACGUUACUGUUGUCGGCGACGGCGACCGAAGGGGUUUCCAAGUCCCCCUAGCUAUAUGUUUGUUAUGUCGUAAUGGGCUUUUCCUCUCUGUUCUAUAAGCGAAGAAUAAUUGCGUUGAGAUAGUUUUGCCAUCUACUUGUGCUACACUACCCUUUUUCUAAUUCUUCUAGGGGUCCUGGUUUGCGUUGUUUUGCUUGAUGGAUUUCCUCUCUGGUCUUCCGUCAACAGGAGGAUCAGCUCUCUUCUUAUACUCUUCGCUUCCACUCCUUUGUCGGGUUCAGGUUGGGAAAGGGGUUUUGAUUGGGGCUUGUUUAAUACGAAACGGACGGGCGAGUAUCUAUUGAUGAUACCCCAUUGUAGU
Neurospora tetrasperma FGSC 2508 is the source of this 2955-nucleotide messenger RNA. RefSeq lists its product as uncharacterized. Gene Ontology annotation, biological process: long-chain fatty acid metabolic process; long-chain fatty-acyl-CoA metabolic process. The transcript is spliced from 3 exons. Lineage: Eukaryota; Fungi; Ascomycota; Sordariomycetes; Sordariales; Sordariaceae. The coding region runs from base 330 to 2450 and encodes 706 amino acids. Gene Ontology annotation, cellular component: plasma membrane; endoplasmic reticulum; lipid droplet. The record is from RefSeq and is a predicted model, not a curated record. Gene Ontology annotation, molecular function: long-chain fatty acid-CoA ligase activity.